Saccharomyces mikatae IFO 1815 is the source of this 2559-nucleotide messenger RNA. It is a transcript of the gene HAL5, whose product is annotated as protein kinase HAL5. The transcript has a single exon. NCBI's taxonomy places the organism in Eukaryota, Fungi, Ascomycota, Saccharomycetes, Saccharomycetales, Saccharomycetaceae. Gene Ontology annotation, molecular function: ATP binding; protein serine/threonine kinase activity. Bases 1 to 2559 code for a protein of 852 amino acids. Gene Ontology annotation, biological process: intracellular monoatomic cation homeostasis; intracellular signal transduction; protein phosphorylation. The record is from RefSeq and is a predicted model, not a curated record.
AUGGGAGAUGAGAAACUUUCACGCCAUACGUCUUUGAAGAGGGCUAGAUCUCUUUCUGAAUCCAUUCGUGGUUUGUUUAAGCCUUCAGGAAUUUCUGGCAGUAGUAACGGUGCAGCACCUUCACCCCGUCCUGGUCAGGAUCAAGCGCAUUCUCAUCUAACAACAAGAAUCGUAACUAGUAAUGUAUCAUCUCCAUCUAUAUCCCCCGUAAAUAGCCCUGUUCUACAAGCAGCUCCCAAGCAUCAUAAGUUGGGCGUUCCUAAUAUUGCAAAGCUAUCGUUGUCACCUAGUAGAGAACCAUCCUUGAAUUCAGAAAACGAAAUGUUCUCACAGGAAUCCUUCAUAAGUGAAAAAGAUGAAGACGAAGCUAAUUUAUUAGAGAGAGAAGAGCUUCAAAACAAGAAGGACGAAAAACCACGUGCUAAAGGUACACGUUCCAAAGACGUUUAUGUGCCUCAUCAUCGUUAUACAGUUGGUAGCGAUGAAGCUGAAAGGCAACCAAGGGAAAGACUCAGAAACUUUCCGCAAAACGCAGCUCCACCAAAUUCUACAAAUAGUAGCGCCAACCAUGUUCUGGAUCAGGAAAAUAAUUUUUCCAUCGACGCAAUGCUUGAUUACGAUGAAGAAUCCAAACUGAAAAGGAGAAACAGUCUGGGUGUACGUAACCAUAGCAAUCGUACAAGAAGCAGAAAGAACAGCUUGUCUACACCAAGAUCUCUACCUACCAAAAAUGGAAACGAUGGAGCAAAUCCGAACCUCACCACCAAUACUGGUAACAAUACAAGCAACAGAAUAUAUAUGAGGGGAAGAAACCACUCAGACUCUAUCAGUGCCUCCAGUUUACCCAAGUUUCAGGAGAUUGAGAGUAAGUGUAUUCUGGAUUUAGAUCAUUUCAAAGUCUUUGAAAACGGAUACCAUGAACAUUCUUUAAGAGUACUACCUAUUAUUACAAACUACAAAAAUGUCGAUAGUGGCGAUGAAAAGGACAACGAUGCUUCUGCAAACAGCGGUGAUGAUGGCGACAAUGACACCGAGACAAAUAUGCACAAGCAAAAAUCCGUAUUCUCGCUUAGUGGGUUGUUUAAAUCCCACAAGGAUGUGAAUCAGCAACAACAACAGCAAGGUGAAAAUAGUGAACAAAUCAAUCUAGAGAAGGCCUUUUCAAUAAUACCAUCCCAAAAAUUUAUCAGAUCGCAAGUUCUGAAAAAAUCAAGAACAGGCAAUCUCAAAAAUGGUAAUAAUGAUGAACUGAUGAAAAGUGACGGGAAGAAUAUUCCGCAAAUCGUGAAUCCUAAUGCUGCUGUAGGCGCUGAAGAGUUAAAGUUAAUCAAUGCGUUAUCUGAAAAGAUACGAAAGGGCCUCAAAACUGACAACGCAAGAAGUAAUAGUGGCGAAGCUAGGAGUAAUAGUAAUAAACAAGAAGAUACUGGCGACACAGAUAACAAGACCGGACCAAUAAAUGAUGAUACCUCUCACAAGCCUUGUUCUCAGAAAUAUGGGAAGUCCAUUGGCGUUGUAGGUGCAGGCGCAUACGGGGUGGUUAAAAUCUGUGCGAGAUGUAAGACUUCUAGAGAUGUAUUGCCAUACAGUACCUACUCAAAUGGUAAAAAAUUAUUUUUUGCAGUCAAAGAAUUGAAGCCCAAGCCAGGUGAUCAAGUGGAUAAGUUUUGUACAAGAUUAACUUCUGAAUUCAUUAUUGGUCACUCAUUGAGUCAUCCCCAUUUUGAAGCAAAUACAGUAGUUCCAGGCAAUAUUACAAGAAGCGCGCCACCAAAACAUAUCUUCAAUGCUCCAAACAUAUUAAAAAUUUUGGAUCUAAUGGAAUAUAAUAACUCUUUUGUAGAAGUUAUGGAAUUUUGUGCAUCUGGUGAUUUGUAUUCGUUGCUAACAAGAAACAAUAUUUCUAAUGAAUCAAAUAACGGGGGUUCAAGAUUAAUCCAGACUGUUAAAGAAGGUUCUGGUAGCCCGCUGCAUCCAUUAGAGGCAGAUUGUUUCAUGAAACAGCUGCUUAAUGGUGUUCAAUAUAUGCAUGAUCACGGUAUAGCACAUUGCGAUUUAAAACCAGAGAAUAUUUUAUUUCAACCAAAUGGGUUGCUAAAAAUUUGUGAUUUUGGUACUAGUUCAGUUUUUCAGACAGCUUGGGAGAAACAUGUACAUUUUCAAACAGGAGCCAUGGGUUCAGAACCCUACGUAGCACCUGAAGAAUUCAUAAGAGAUGCAGAGUACGAUCCACGUCUGGUGGACUGUUGGAGUUGUGGCAUUGUUUACUGUACAAUGGUUAUGGGUCAGUAUCUUUGGAAAAUCGCCAUCCCUGAGAAGGAUUCUCUUUUCAAAUCAUUCCUUAGUGAAAUUAAAGAUGAUGGACAGUUUUACUUGUUCGAGGAAUUAAGGCAUGUCAGCAGUGAACUGAAUAGAUUGAGAAAAAUUGCAUUGUACAGAACAUUUCAAGUCGAUCCGACAAAGAGAAUCACCAUUGAGCAAUUAUUACAAAGCUCUUGGAUGAGAAAAACAAAAUGUUGUGUUGUUUAUAGACCCUUGUAUACAAAAGUUAGUAAAUAA